AGAAAGUCACAGGUCUGUCUGCAAAGAUACUUGUUGAGAUCCAAAGUAUUUGGUUGUAGGUGGAGGUAAACAUGUACAAUAACCAGAGUCAAAGAACAAGUCCUGGAAGAGGAAGGGGAACACAUUCUAGAAACCAUGCAAAUUAUGCGAAUGGAAGAAAUGCUGGGAUGGGACAGCAACAGGCUGACCUAAAUGACAGCCAUCAAGAUUCAAUGGAUCUAACCCAAGCUGGCCAGCAGCAGGCUACCCCACAGCCAUCUCGGGAGCCACAGCAUACGGGUUGCUACGUGGUAAUACCACCAAAUGAAUCAAGAAGAGAAAAACUUCAAAGAGUGGCUAAUCAAGAAUUGGAAGAAUGGGAACGCUUUAAGGAAGCUCGUAGACUUGGACCUGUAAAAAUAACACCAGGAAAAGUUGGUGGAUACGUGCCAGAAACAGAAACAAGGCAAAGACAGCAGAUGGUGCAAUCACAAUCCAGGUACCAAAAAAUGCUUCAGAAGGAAGACUACAAAAAGAAACAGAAAGCUGAGGAAGAUGCCCAGAUUCAAAAAAUGAAAGACAUUCAGAGGCAAAAGGCUGAAAAACUAGAAUUAAAAAAGAGGCAAGAAGAACAGUCAAGACAGAUUCAGUGGCAAGAAGACAAGUUUUUAAGGAAUCAUGCUUUCCUUGAUCAGUUGUCCCCCGGAGAGAACAACUAUCGAACUGAUAAUCGAUGUGAAACUGAACCAAGUGCCUCGGCAAAGAGAGAGUCUUAUAAACAACAAAGUAAACAAGAAGAAGAAAGACAACUUCAAUAUAUGAAAGAAGAACAACGCAGAAAGAGUGAAUUGUUAGAACUGAAACAAAGGCAAGAAGAAGAACAAAGGAGAACAUCUCAACAAGAUCAUCAUAGAAGGGUAAACAAUGCUUUCCUGGAUAGACUUGAAAGAAAGAACACCUCAAACCCAAACCAGGAUAGAUAUUGUGGCCUCAGUAAUGCAUGGAACUAAAGGCCUUCAGAGAAUAUAUCAAAAUGUAAUCACGAUUCAUGGGCUACUGCUUCCAACUCACUUUCUGAUCUUGGAGAAUUCAGCAAUACUUGAAAAGCAUUACAGUUACUGUAAAUGGAAAUUACUUACGCAACUAAAUGUAGUCCAUGUUCAAUCAUUAAAAAAACUAUGAUGUAUUUUCAAA
Messenger RNA from Pelobates fuscus (common spadefoot toad), 1173 nucleotides. RefSeq names its product epithelial stromal interaction 1 (gene EPSTI1). Lineage: Eukaryota; Metazoa; Chordata; Amphibia; Anura; Pelobatidae. The record is from RefSeq and is a predicted model, not a curated record. The transcript is spliced from 11 exons. Bases 72 to 989 code for a protein of 305 amino acids.